Molecule: messenger RNA, 1214 nt
Organism: Musa acuminata AAA Group (dessert banana)
Lineage: Eukaryota; Viridiplantae; Streptophyta; Magnoliopsida; Zingiberales; Musaceae
Product: endoribonuclease Dicer homolog 3b-like
Exons: 8
Coding region: 33-1214 (393 amino acids)
Cellular component (GO): cytoplasm
Molecular function (GO): nucleic acid binding; ATP binding
Source: RefSeq, a predicted model, not a curated record
CUGCGGCAACAGCAGGGACGAAUGACCAUCUCAUGCGGCACUUGCCUUCCACCAAGGGCAAAUUGGCGGCCUCGUCACACUGCCCGUGUCGACGGAUCAACCCUCACGCUUUUCCCACUGCUUGGGCGCCCCAAAACCCUCGGAGAACCCUCCCCGCAUCUCCCCACUUCCCCGUCUCUUGCCCACGCUCCUCCUCCAUCGAAGCCAUGGAGAUCGAGCAGUUGGAGCGGCCUGUUCGACAGCCGCUCAAAUAUCUCCAGCCACGACGUUACGAGAUUAAGGUGUUUGAAGCCGCGAUGAGGAAGAACACGAUCGCUGUGCUGGAGACGGGGGCAGGAAAGACGUUAAUCGCCGUGAUGCUUAUGAAGGAGUUCGGGAAGCGGCUGAUCGUGGACGGUAAGAAGAUGACGAUCAUUUUUCUGUCUUCAACAGUCAAUCUUGUGAAUCAGGACUAUACAGAGCUGGAUGUAGUAGAAUACUGUGGAGCGCAAAGGAUUGGCGAGUGGAGCACUGAUUGCUGGGAAAAGAAUGUUAAAACUAGAGAUGUUGUGGUGAUGACUCCCCAGAUACUAUUGGAUGCUUUAAGGCGUGCAUUUCAGACUCUAGACACAGUGCAAUUGAUUGUUUUUGAUGAGUGCCAUUGUGCUCGUGGUAAUCAUCCAUAUGCAAGAAUAAUGAAGGAAUUCUAUCAUGAUACUGGAUGCAAGCCAACCAUUUUUGGAAUGACAGCAUCUCCUGUAGGCGGCAAAGAUUACAAUGAACUCAUAAAAACAGAAGUCGGAUAUGCAAUGGGAACCAAAAAUGGAUUUAUAUCUUCAAAGUUGGACAAACUAGUUGAAAUUUCUCAAUCACUUAGAUUAGAAGAAGAGGUAUACUGUCUAAUUUUAAUGGAAAGAGUUAUAACUGCUAAAGUGAUUGAAAGAUUUAUGAGAAAGAUCAAUAUCACACCACAUUUUCCAGUGUCUUACUUGACUGGUGGAGGUUCAUCAAAAGAUUCUUUAACCCCAAAAUUGCAGAGAACCGUUAUUGAUUCUUUUCGAGCUGGGAAGGUGAAUUUCUUGCUCACUACUGAUAUAGCUGAAGAAGGAGUAGAUAUACCUAAUUGUUCCUGUGUGAUCCAUUUCGACUUAUCUAAAACAGUUUGCAGUUAUGUCCAGUCUCGUGGCAGAGGACGACAAGUUAAUUCAAGUUUUAUUCUCAUGCUUGAGAGGUAG